This is a messenger RNA of Medicago truncatula (barrel medic), 854 nucleotides long. RefSeq lists its product as uncharacterized. The coding region runs from base 87 to 674 and encodes 195 amino acids. Lineage: Eukaryota; Viridiplantae; Streptophyta; Magnoliopsida; Fabales; Fabaceae. The transcript is spliced from 2 exons. The record is from RefSeq and is a predicted model, not a curated record.
CACUUUUCUCAAGUUUGUUUGUUUAAUUCAAAUUCAAUUCAUUCAUCUAAAACGUCUUGCCCUUCAGGACUCAAACUCACCAUAUCAUGGCUUGCUUCAAACUUAAUCUCCUACUUCUUGCAUCGUUGUUUACUUUCCUAUUCCUUUCCAACCCAGCUCACUCUAGUGACAAAGAGGACAGUGUAUUGAAGGGAAUCAACAGCUUCAGACAGACCAAGAAUCUUGCACCACUCAACAAAAAUGACAAGGCACAUUGUUUAGCUGAUGAAGUUGCUGAAGAAAUAGAAGAUACACCAUGUGAAAAAGUGAACCAAUAUUACCCAGUUUCUGGUCCUGGUGGUAACCAAAGAAUCCCCAAUUUGCAAAAACAUAUUGAUAAAUGUGAUAUUAACAUUAACACAACCACGGAUGGAGUCAUUCUACCUGUUUGUGUAUCCAAAUUAGAACCAACGGUUGUGCUAUCUAAUUACACUCAUUCUGAUAUUUAUGCAAAGUUUCUCAACAAUUCUAAGUACACUGGAGUUGGACUUGGUUCUGAAGAUGAUUGGAUGGUUCUUGUUCUUACUACCAAUACAACUACUGGAACUUUCUCUGCAGCAACAACUUCUCUACAUGCUAAUUUUGUUUUGAUGGUUUUGUUGCUUGUUGUGAUCAUCAACUAUUUCAGUGCUUAAUUUCUAGCUUUCUAUUAAUCUUCAUUAUGGAUAUGAUGUAGUUGAAUUAAUCUUUUCUUUUGCUUGUGAAAAUGUAGUGUGAACUUAAUUAGGAAUUAAUUUUGUGUGCUGUUUUUGGUUUAACAUUUCUAUAAUUUCUCACGUGACAAGCAAAUGUGGCUAAUUCAGUUUUUGGUUUUA